Microthlaspi erraticum is the source of this 1755-nucleotide messenger RNA. The record is from the annotation of a GenBank genome assembly. NCBI's taxonomy places the organism in Eukaryota, Viridiplantae, Streptophyta, Magnoliopsida, Brassicales, Brassicaceae.
AUGACAGCCCGGCAGCACGAAACAUUCAUCGGCCCCCGCCGACCAGAGGACCAGAACGAGCCGAUCUCGGCACAUAAUUUCAUCGGGCCGACCAACCGCCCACCUGACAACGCCUCGGCACAAGAGCAUCCUAGUUCUUCUGAGCAAAAUCUGCCGAACGCAACGAGAUACCGAUCCACCAGAACCAACAAGCAACGCAACAGACGGAGGAAGCCGGCACCGCGCUACUCUUACGAACCUUGCUAUCACGGCUCGACAACUUCGCGCAAGGCACAGACAACCGUCUUAACAACCUGUUCGCCGCACAGAUGUCCAGCCAGACCCGGAUUAACGAACUCCAAGCAUCGCGCUUCCCACCAGAACAUCUUCGAACGCCCGGCCCGCCAUUGCCCACGCAAAGAACCCUCUUCGGCGAGAAUCCCUACGCCACCAACCGUCAUGAUCGGCACAGCUGGGCCAUCUUGCGCAAACACCAUCUCCUACUCCUUGGAAAACGCCGAAUGGAACGGCCACGAGUAUGAAAUACGGCGGAUGCAGAGCCAGCUCCAGAACAUGAACUCCCGAAUCCACCAAGCGACAAGCUCUGCUCCGGAAAUCGAUCAAGUGCUUCGAGAGGCACAGAACACCCCCUUCACCGACAGGAUCGGCCACGCUCCGGUCCACCACCCGGGAAAGCUGAAGAUACCCCCUACGAAGGAAACACCGAUCCAAGACAGUUGGAAAGCCGAUCGAUCGACAGCUAUCACAACUCACCACCGCUUUCUUAAAGCAAUACUCUAUGUACAUCCGAAGAGGAGUCUCCUGUGCCGACCUGUGGGCACUCAGCCAAGGGCCAAAGGACUCCCUGCGAAAAUUCAUCGACAAGUUCAAAGGCGUAGCCUCGCGCCUCACGGCAACCGUCACCAAAGCCUCCCGGCGCUGAAAAACGGGCUAUGGUACGAAUCGGCUUUCCGCGACGACCUGAUACUCAACAAUCCGCGCUGGAAGAUGCCCUAUGCCGAGCCAACAUCUUCAUCGCCCUGGAAGAAGAAAAGACUGCCAUGGCAAAACGCCACACCCCCACUAAAACGCAGGCACCCAAGGAGAAACCAAAGGAAGAGCACUACGAACCAAGGCAGCAUUACGACAGGAGCUACCGGAAAAACGAGGCCGAACGCAGGGCCACGAACUGCUACGUCCAAGCCAAGCCAGCUGGACCGAUCAUGGUCAGAACGCCCCCAGUGGAACAAAUACGUCCGCCCGGCCGACCCAAGAUCGGCCCAAGGAGAAGGAUCUUCGCAGUCCUACUGCGACUUACCACAAGCGCCCUGGCCACGCUACAGCGCAAUGCCGACACUUGCAGGAGUACCUCCUCGGCAAAUUCACCAACGGGGAGAUAUCGGGAUCCGAUCCAGCCUCUUUUCAAAGGAACCCGAAUCGUCCGCCUCCGAACGUCCAAGGAGGAGCGUCGGAACCCCAGACCAGGAGAUUCCCGCCCGCAGGACCCAGUCGCGACAGAGAAAACGCCGAUCAACAGAAACAGAACCACGAGGAAACGAACGCCUGCCCGUCGCCACCAUCCCCGCCGAGGCGAAGGAUCAAUAUGAUCAUGGGCGGUUUGCCGACCUGCAACGACUCGGUGCGCUCGAUAAAGGACUAUGGAAGGAAGACGUCCAUGGCUCAACAGUGGAAGCAGGACGUCGGUGCCGAACUCGACGAGGCAAGCAUCAUCUCCUUGAAGGACUCGGACGCCAACGGUCUCCACACCUCGCAUAA